AUGAGAGAAAUAGUUCAUAUUCAGGCAGGCCAAUGUGGUAACCAAAUUGGUUCUAAAUUUUGGGAAGUUAUUUCAGAUGAACAUGGUAUUGAUGCUAGUGGAAAUUAUGAAGGUGAUUCAGAUCUUCAAUUAGAACGUAUUAACGUUUAUUAUAAUGAAGCAUCAACUAAAAAAUAUGUACCAAGAGCUGUUUUAGUUGACUUGGAACCAGGAACUAUGGAUUCUGUUAGAUCUGGUCCAUUUGGACAAUUAUUUCGCCCUGACAACUAUAUUUUUGGUCAAUCUGGUGCUGGAAAUAAUUGGGCUAAAGGUCAUUAUACUGAAGGAGCUGAGUUAGUUGAUAAUGUAUUAGAUGUUGUAAGAAAAGAAGCUGAAAGUUGUGAUUGUCUUCAAGGUUUUCAAUUGACUCAUUCUCUAGGUGGUGGUACAGGUUCAGGACUUGGAACAUUAUUAAUAUCAAAAAUUAGAGAAGAAUAUCCUGAUAGAAUUAUGACAACAUUUUCUGUUGUACCAUCACCAAAAGUUUCUGAUACUGUUGUUGAACCAUACAAUGCUACAUUAUCUGUUCAUCAACUUGUAGAAAAUACUGAUGAAACAUUUUGUAUUGAUAAUGAAGCUUUAUAUGACAUUUGUUUUAGAACAUUAAAACUUCAAACACCAACAUAUGGAGAUCUUAAUCAUCUUGUUUCAGCAACAAUGUCUGGUGUUACAACAUGUCUAAGAUUUCCUGGGCAACUUAAUGCUGAUCUUCGUAAACUUGCCGUUAAUAUGGUUCCUUUCCCAAGACUUCAUUUCUUUAUGCCUGGUUUUGCACCACUUACAUCACGUUCUAAUCAAAGUUAUCGUGCAGUUACUGUUGCUGAAUUGACACAACAGAUGUUUGAUGCUAAAAAUAUGAUGGCAGCAUGUGAUCCAAGACAUGGUAGAUAUCUCACUGCUGCUGCAAUAUUUAGAGGAAGAAUGUCUAUGAGAGAAGUUGAUGAGAAUAUGCUUAAUAUACAAAAUAAAAAUAGUUCAUAUUUUGUUGAUUGGAUACCAAAUAAUGUAAAAACUGCUGUUUGUGAUAUUCCACCAAGAGGUCUUAAAAUGUCUGCAACAUUUAUUGGUAAUUCAACAGCUAUUCAAGAGUUGUUUAAAAGAAUUUCUGAACAAUUUACUGCUAUGUUUAGAAGAAAAGCUUUCCUUCAUUGGUAUACUGGUGAAGGUAUGGAUGAGAUGGAAUUUACUGAAGCUGAAUCAAAUAUGAAUGAUCUUGUUUCUGAAUAUCAACAAUAUCAAGAAGCUGCAGCUGAAGAGGAAGUUGGAAUUGAUACAUUUGAAACAGAAUAA
This is a messenger RNA of Strongyloides ratti, 1329 nucleotides long. RefSeq names its product Tubulin beta-2A chain. Gene Ontology annotation, cellular component: microtubule; cytoplasm. Gene Ontology annotation, molecular function: structural constituent of cytoskeleton; GTP binding; GTPase activity. The record is from RefSeq and is a predicted model, not a curated record. Bases 1 to 1329 code for a protein of 442 amino acids. Lineage: Eukaryota; Metazoa; Nematoda; Chromadorea; Rhabditida; Strongyloididae. Gene Ontology annotation, biological process: microtubule cytoskeleton organization; mitotic cell cycle. The transcript has a single exon.